Messenger RNA from Dermacentor albipictus, 1791 nucleotides. The record is from RefSeq and is a predicted model, not a curated record. NCBI's taxonomy places the organism in Eukaryota, Metazoa, Arthropoda, Arachnida, Ixodida, Ixodidae.
AUGGGAAGCGGUGAUCUUCUUCUCGAAGUUCGCGACAAGCCACAGUACGACAGACUCUCAAAACUUGCAGCGUUUGGGGACAUUCCUGUCUCAGUAGGCCCACUCAGGACAAUGAAUACAGUGCGCGGGGUCAUCUCGGAAGAUGACCUUCUGGACCUUAGUGAAAAUGAAGAAGGUGAAACGGAAGAGCCGUCAACGUCAAGCGCAAGAAGUUUCCUCUGGAAGCAAGUGAACCAUCCGCGGACAUGCCACCCUCAAUGGGAAGACGGUCUUCCAGACCCUCCAGAUGAGCCGAAAGCUCCCAUUGCGUACUUCCGGUAUUUUUUUGAAGACAAGCUUCUUGAGGAGAUUACAGACCAGUCCAAUCUCUAUGCAGUGCAGAAGAAUGCCAACAAAGCAUUGUGCCUAACACGCGCUGAACUGGAGCAGUUUCUUGGGGCCACAAUGUAUAUGUCCAUAUACAGGCUUCCGCGAUCGCGCAUGUACUGGAACCGCGAGAUGCGAGUAGAAAAAGUGGCAGAAGUUAUGUCACGUGACAGGUGGCAAGCGAUAAAGAACAGCCUUCAUUUCAACGACAACAAUCUCCUACAAGCAAAUGCUGGCAAAGACAGGCUCUUCAAAAUUCGACCACUCAUUGACAAUCUGCUGCUCAAAUUUCAAAUCCUUCCAAAGUCACAGAUGCUGGUGGUCGACGAGCAAAUUGUGCCGUUCAAAGGCCGCUCCUCACUCAAGCAGUACGUCCCUAGCAAGCCUCACAAGUGGGGCUACAAGAUUUUUGUACUUUGCGACACCCACGGACUUGUCUCUGACUUCUCUAUAUACACAGGGGACAUCCGCCCUGUUCCUGGAUUACCUGACCUUGGAGCAAGCUCUAAUGUUGUGCUCGAGCUUUCGCGCUCCAUCCCAGAGAACAAGAGCUACUUGCUCUUUUUUGACAACUGGUUCACAUCCAUAAAACUGCUGGUAAAUUUGCAUCAGCGUGGUAUUCCAGCAAUGGGAACUGCACGCGCAAACAGAAUUUCUGGAUGCCGACUGCCCAGCGAUGCAGAAAUGAAGAAGAACGGUAGAGGAAGCCACGUGGAGAGGCAGGCUACUAUUGAAGGGGUCGAAGUCCGAGUAGUGAAGUGGUACGACAGCCGGGGAGUGAAUAUUGCUAGCACAUUCGGGAGUGCCCAGCCUCUAGGAAGCUGCCAGCGGUAUGACCGCAAAAAGAAAGAAAGAUGUGAAGUUGAGCAGCCAGCCAUUGUGAAGGCUUACAACACUUUUAUGGGUGGAGUCGACCUUCUCGAUGGGCUCAUGGCGUACUACAGAAUUUUUCUGAAGUCGAAGAAAUUCUACCUGCGAUUUUUUUUUCAUUUUGUGGACAUGGCUGUUGUGAGCAGCUGGCUGCUCUACCGGAGGGAUUGUGAUGCUCUAGGAAUCCCAAAGAAACAUCAACUGGAUCUUCUAGCGUUCAAGGCUUCUCUAGCCAGCUGCCUGUGCAAUCAAAACAACGACGUGAUGAAGAAGAGGGGCCGGCCGUCUCUUUCCGUGGAAGGAGAGCUUGAGAAGAAGAAAAGAAGAGGACCAGCAGCUCCAACACCUAAUGCUGAAGUCCGUCAAGACAAUGUUGGCCACUGGCCUGAAGUGUCGCAGCAACGACAACGAUGCAAGAUGCCUGGCUGCAAAGGCCAACCUGUUUCCUUCUGCACAAAUGUUUUUGAGAUUGGCGGUUAUGUCACACGACAGCAGCAAAUGGUUUUGCACCUUCUCAUCAGGGGACACAUUGACUUCAAGAACGGCGAAAUUUAA